UUGAUCGGAAUGGUUAGUGGCAGGUCGGGAAAUGGGGAAGUCCGAUUAUUCGUACGAUCUGAUCUUUGCUUCUAUGGCCAGCUUUAGAAACCUUUAUGCCAAUCUACAGCAGAACAAAUAGGCCAAGUUUGUUGACACUGACUGUGGAAAUAGAUCCUGCCCACUCCCUCCUCUUUCUCCUUAUCAGACUGGUUUCAGCUCCUUUGCUUCCAAACUGUACAUUCUCACCAUCUCGCUCCUAAUCAACUAGACCAGCUUACACUUUCUCUUAUGGCUACCUGCUUUCUCAUUACAUCUGCUGCCUUUCAGGAACCAGCAAUGGGUCUGGAAGUAGCUGUAAACCCACCGUGGAAAUUCUGGACAGUUUGCUUGCAGAUACUUCUGGGAGCUGGCCUGGCACUUUUUUGUUUCAGCCUCUUGCUUGGAUGUGCCAUCUGUUGGCACCAAAGACGCAGAAACGAUUCUUUACAUAGCCUCAGUGAGGCAGACAAGGAGCUGGCAAAGAUCCCAGUGAGAUCUGCUGCGGUUCCAAUACCGACUUGUUACCAAGAGAUGGAUGGGGACAUCCCUUCACAAAGUGUUGACAACUGGGAAGAUGUCCCAGGCAGGGCCUUAUAUUCUAGAGCUUCUCUGCCCAGUUUACACCAUGUUUCAUCAAAGACCAAACGCAUGCUACAUCGGCGUAGCACAUUAGUAGUGGACUAUUCUCAAGAAGGGGAUCAUGUGAAACUUGUGAGGAUGUCUGUCUCCCACACUGAGUCAAGUGGACUUUCUAAAACAAAACAUAAAUCCCAUCCAUUCCUGCACUUCACUUUGCACUACUCCUUAGAAGAAGAGACACUUACAGUGACAGUUACUGGCCUCUCUAAUCUGCCCAAGAAGUUCCAUCAAAAGAGAGAUUCCUUGGUUAGAGUCUAUCUGAUGCCUGGUUUUAUUGAGCCACUACCAGCAGCGAAUGAAGGUUCAGACCAAGGACAGAAGUUCUUGUUCUGUAAGUACAGCCCAGAGCAGCUGAGGGAGCUCAAUUUACGGCUUGCUGUGUAUGCUCAAGAGAAGCAAAGUCUAAGGGAAGGAUUCAUUGGAGAAGUGCUGUUCUCCUGCGCACAAAUUGACUGGCACAGUCAUGGACCAUGUGUCUACACCAAGGAACUGUCUGUUACCAAGACCAAGCUUAAGAAGAGUCUGAGCACAACAGAUGUAAUCUCCCCUCCAACUGGACAACCUAGAUUCCUCGGACAGAUAUUUAUCCUGCUUCAAUAUCAAUGCACGGCGAGUCGUAUAAAAGUGAUGGUGCAAAAGGCAGAGAAUUUGGGCAAGCGAACACGCAUUCCUGGCCCAACAGAUCAAUUUGUUAGUAUACGCUUGAUCCAGGAAAACAUAGUUAAGGAGCGGAAAGAGACCCGAGCAGUGUCAGGCUCAAGCCCUGUAUGGAAUGCUCCAUUUCUCUUUGACACCCCCGCCAAGGCUUUAGAGGAAGACACUAUAGCUCUGGAGUUUGUGAUAAUGCAGGGUCGUGUUCAUAAUCUCGCUCGUACUCUUGGUUGUGUACGAAUUGGUGCUGGUGCUUCAGAAGCUGGGCUAAGUCAUUGGAAGGAAAUGCAGGAGAGAGAACCAAAGGAAUGUGCCCGUUGGCAUGUCCUCCAACCUGAUGUGUUUUAGAGUUUCCUCCAUUUAUAUUUACUGUGUGUGUGUGUGCAUGGCAGUGGUUCCCAGCCAGAGGUUCCUGGAACGGACAACUACAUUGAGGAAACCCUAAUCUCUCAACAUUAAUUCAGUCUCUUUUAACCUGCUGCUAGUAGUAGUGCUGAAAGUUAACUUGGGGCUGGGGUAAUAUUUAGAGAUGGAAAAAGGGUCAUUGCACUUGUUGGGAAUCACUGCACCAAACAAUAGACCUUUAUGGGGGUUGAAUGUAGGACAGGUAUGGGACCUGUUAUCCAGAAUACUUGGGACCUGGGGUUUUCCAGAUAACAGAUUGUUCCAU
This is a messenger RNA of Xenopus laevis (African clawed frog), 1981 nucleotides long. RefSeq names its product synaptotagmin-4. Bases 271 to 1659 code for a protein of 462 amino acids. The record is from RefSeq and is a predicted model, not a curated record. The transcript has 5 exons. NCBI's taxonomy places the organism in Eukaryota, Metazoa, Chordata, Amphibia, Anura, Pipidae.